GGUGAGACAAUGGAUGCCAGUGAAAAAGCUGUGACUCCAGAACCCGCCUUUACAGGGAGAAAACAACUCGAACACAUUUUUUCAGAACCAGUGAUAAUCGCCAUUGUUUUUGGAGUGAUGGUUGGUAUCGUUGGGACCAUCCUUUUAUUUGCUUUUUUGAUCAAACGGCUGACAAGGAAAAGUUCAGUGGACAUGCAAUCUACCUUCCUGCCCCACACAGAUGAACCCUUGAGUUCGGUCGCAACCGGUCUGCCAGACAGAAUAGUCGAAGAGAAUGUGUUCACCACGAGCAACGAUGAAGGAACAAAACUCAAAGAAGAUCCCAAAUUAAGCUAGCUAAAAAUAAACAUGUACAUUGGGGACUCGAUAAACUAUGCUGUGUCAUUCCAGGAAGGAAAUCGCAUCAUCAAAAGUUCCAGCGGAUAAAUCAUCAAA
Molecule: messenger RNA, 435 nt
Organism: Perognathus longimembris pacificus (Pacific pocket mouse)
Lineage: Eukaryota; Metazoa; Chordata; Mammalia; Rodentia; Heteromyidae
Gene: Gypa
Product: glycophorin A (MNS blood group)
Exons: 6
Coding region: 10-336 (108 amino acids)
Cellular component (GO): membrane
Source: RefSeq, a predicted model, not a curated record